AUGAGCAAAACUCAUCCACCCCAGCUCAAGUUGUACAUGGAUAAGCACAUGCUGUUCAAAUUAAAUGGAAACCGGUAAGUUUUUUUUUAUUUUGUUGGCUUUUAGAGUUUGAAGUUGUUAACCAUAAUGGUUAUAGAAAGGUUACUGGUGUUCUUCGCGGAUUCGAUCCUUUCAUGAACCUUAUCAUUGAAGAAGCUGUCGAACAUCCAAAGGUAUGUUAAUUUAUCAUUUAUGUUCCGAUUUACUUUAGUUUUAAAAAAUGGUGGUUUUCAUAUUUGAAUUCUUCUUUUUAUUAUUACUUUUUUCAACUGAUAGCUGGGGACUUUAAAUCUUUUGUGUUUGUAGAUUAUUUAGUUAUUUAACUAUGUUAAAAAUAUUUUUUUGAAACUUGCAAAUUUCACAAAGUUAUAUUAGCUUUUUCGUCCCCACCUUCAGAGUGAACAAUAAUUUUUUUAAAAAAUUUAAAAAAAAACAUUAUUAAGCAUCAAAGCUGGUCUAUAACAUUAAUUUUCAGACUGGUGAGCCAAAGAGCAUUGGUAUGGUAGUUGUUAGAGGCAAUUCGAUUGUCACGAUGGAGCCACAACAGCGAAUGGACGCUUGA
Bursaphelenchus okinawaensis is the source of this 601-nucleotide messenger RNA. Lineage: Eukaryota; Metazoa; Nematoda; Chromadorea; Rhabditida; Aphelenchoididae. The record is from the annotation of a GenBank genome assembly.